Molecule: messenger RNA, 8160 nt
Organism: Volvox carteri f. nagariensis
Lineage: Eukaryota; Viridiplantae; Chlorophyta; Chlorophyceae; Chlamydomonadales; Volvocaceae
Exons: 47
Coding region: 1-8160 (2719 amino acids)
Biological process (GO): hexose biosynthetic process
Molecular function (GO): N-acetylgalactosamine 4-sulfate 6-O-sulfotransferase activity; protein binding
Source: RefSeq, a predicted model, not a curated record
AUGAGUGGGUGGGUGGGUGGGUGGGUGGGUGGGUGGGUGGGUGGGUGGGUGGGUGGGUGGGUGGGUGGGCCCUCAACUACUGAACUGACAGAUACCAGACGCUCAGAUACACAGGCAGCUGCUUCAGACGUCGCGUCGGAUACACAGCUAGCGCACCUGCCUUCCCCAACAGGGGGCUGGGCGGGGACUGGCAUCCGCCAAGCACCAUCAACAGACAGCCUUGCUCGCCAUUCGUUGCAAAGCAUAAUAGAUAGCUUGCAACCCAAAGCUACGGGAAGCAGCUUUCGUGAGGAAGCCCGGCUGGAAGCCACACCGCUGGGCGAAACAGUUGCUCCCGCCAGCUUGGCCCCAAGCUCAAAAACACCAUCGCACAGCAGCGUUGACAACAUUGAAGGAGUUUCGGUUGGCGAAGACAGUCCUUCAGCGCCUUCUAAGAAAGACUCCGAGGCCCAGCGGCUCUUGCCUGUGGCCACGGUCAACCUGCCGGGCUCAGCCGAUGCGGGCCCCGGCAGCGGCGGCCCUAGAGGCAGCACCCCCGACCUCCUGCGCUUGGAGCGCGUGGAGCUGCCGCCGCCGCCACCGCCGCCGCCGCCCUCCCUGCAGCUGCACCAGCAGCAGCAGUCCCCUGAGCCCAGGGGGGCCAGCCGACACCAUUCCGGCUGCGAGCUGCUGGUUGCCGUACCGGAAAGUACGGACUACAUGUACGAGGAGGAGGAACUUGACCGGCUGGCCAGGUCGCCGCAGUUCCUUAGUGAACGCGCAAAGGACCCGGGCUUCACGUUGCUCCACUUCGUGGCCAUGCUGGGCCACGGGAUGUUGGCGGAUGCGCUGCCGGACGACAUGAUGUCCCGGUACCACCAUUUCGCCCGCCUGGCGUCCUGCCUGAUCUCCCGGCAGAGGGUGGAAGUGUUCGCAACGGACAAGUACGGCUGUACCCCUCUUCAGUUGGCAGCUGCAAUCGGCAACACGGAAAUGGUCAGGGUGCUGCUGGAGCCGUAUGAUUUUGAGACCUCGGGCUCGGAGGUUCUGCCGCAGAACUACCACGGCUACGAUUACCUCAACCACCAGGACAGCCAGGUCUGCUUCAGCGCGCUCCACGGUGCCGUGAAUCAUAACGCGCAUGACGCGGUGAUCCUGCUUCUCAAGCACGGGGCGAACCCGCAGGCGCUGGAUGUCACCCGCAAAACGGCGUUUGAGGUGGCGCCCUCCCUGGUGUCCCUACAGGAGCUGCUGCGGCUGGCGGUGCAGCGUCAGGAUGAGGUGCCGAGGUCCGUCAUUGUGCAGCUGAUGGCGGUGGUGCUGGAUAAGCAGACUAAGGAGGGCGGCACGCAGGACGGCAAAGGAGCUACGACGGCGGUCGCCGCAACUAGUGGUGGUGGUGGUGGUGGACCUGAUGGCCCCAACCUGCAGGAUUCCAAAGGAAGUCGCUCGUUUCGGGCGCAGCAGCGCUGGUCUAAGGCUGCCCGGUAUGCGACUUCUGCGGCGCAGGCACCAGUGAUCCCAGCACAGCGCUUCACUUCCGCCAUCAUUGAGACCAUCGGCAACAUGCACAACUCGGACGUGGCAUCCACCAUCCGGCGCCACUUUGGAAAGCUGUAUGAGGCGAAACGGUACGACGUACUUGUGGAGUACGUCAUUCUGGCCAUCAACAGCAAUCAGUACAGCUUAACGGAGAUGAUGAUUGAGCGCAUCUGCAACGACUGUCCGGACGUGCUGGCCAACUCCAAGUGGCACGAAACCCUGGAGCCGCUCGUGUGCACCUACCCCACUCUCUUUCAUGGCCUGCUCUUCAAGCUGCAGGACAUGCGCGACGAGGACGUCCGCGGGUUCGUUCGCUGCCUGACACCCUCCACGUUGCAGACGGGGGGUUACCGGGGGCGGCCUCAAUCCGUGAAUCCCUUGAUGGCCAUGUCGCAGCGGGGGAUGACCAAGGCACAUGCUGUGGACCGCGUGAAGCUGCUCAUCUACCAGCAACUGGUUGAGGGCCUGAAAAAGGUGAGCUACCGCAUCAUCAAGACCUUCUUCGAGGAGUCCGAUCAGCGGCUGCUCAACGACAUGGCGCAGUUCCCCAUCUUUGCGGAGUUCGUGGGGCUGGUGGCCAACAUGGACACGGGGAAGGCCAUUGGGGAAUCUGACGACAUGCGGCAGGCGCUUUUGGAUCUCUUGCGGCCGCCGAAACCUCCCACACCCGCUACUGCCGUUGUGCCAGUGGCCCCGUUUGCCAAUGCCGCAGUGGCGGCUCAGGCCAUUGCCGGCGGUGAUGCCUCGACGCCGGUGACGCGGCCGUCGACGGCGAUCUCCGCCGCCGCUGCACUGCCGCGGCCAUCAGAUGCGCCCCCUGUGACCAUGGCCUGGGGAAGUGUCGACUCGAGGAAAGUCCUCCUCGCCGCCAAGGAGAGCGCCGCCGCCCCUAAGGUCUCCUUCAAGCUCGAUGCGCCCCCCAGGGAUGAGGGCCUGGGCAUAGGAUCCGAUUGCGGAGUUGUUGGUGCAGCGGGAGCUGGUGGGGUUGGUGGAAGUGCUGGUGACAGCGGACAACUGAGCAGCCUCAUGACAUCGGGCGGCAGCGGAAGGUUGAGUACUGGCGGCACCAGCAUUGGCCAGCUUAGCUCGGUCAGCGCCGCCAGCGGACGGUUGGGGAGUGGACGCAGCGCCGGUGGCGGUGGUGGAAGUAGCGGUGGUGGUGGUGAUGACGAUCGUCUUCGCCGUCAAGCUCGGUUUGGGAGUGGAGCCGCACGCGGAUUCGGAAGCGGAGGUGAAAGCUACGGCUAUGGUGACGAGGGGGAGGCUGAGGACGACGACGUGAAGCGGCGGCGGGCCCGGUUAUCGCUUCAGACUCUGAAUGCGCGGCCGGUGUUGUGGGCAGCUGUCAAGGCGGGCAAGGCGUACAACGUGGAGACGACGGUCAUGAGCAUCGUGUCCUGGGUGGAGACCAACAGCAAGGAUGGCAAGGCUGUUUUCGUGGCGGGUAUCACGGCUGACCUAAUCCAGGAGCUGGCCAUGCGCUUCCCCAGCGCCUGCGCCACCUUGCUCAACUUGGUUAGCAAGGACGUUUUGGAGCAGCUGGACACUCUGCAGGUAUCCGCCAACGUGUUGUACGGCAAGGAUCACCUCGUCAAGUGUAGCCACGUCAGAAACCACUUCACGUGGAGGGAGCAGGAGCUCAGGAAGCUCAUAACGCUCAACCAGGGGUACAACGAGCACGUGGUGGAUGCGCUGGUGGAUUACGGGGUACCGUUUGAGUGCGUGUACAAGGCGGCUGUGGAGAUGGGGGCCACACCCCAGGAUUGCGCCACCCCGGAGCACUUCGCUGCGCUUAUCGAGCACGGGUUCACGGGCCCUGAGCUGAAGCAGCUGAUCAGUAACGGCAUCCGCCUCGCCAAGGUCAUUGGCUACAUAGAGGAGUGCGCCAAGCCUCCCCCCGACGGUGUGGGGUCCGAGUUCGUCAACCAGCUGAAUGUUGCUAUGCCGGUGUUGUUGCGCGACAUGCUGAAAGAGCGGCUCAGUCCUCGUAUUGUGGACAUCAUUCUGAGGGAGGAGAAAAUGUUCGAAACCACCAAGUACAACAACUUCCGACCGGGUCGGCCGCUGCGCAAGGUCUUCCCGGAGCGACUUUUUGUGCCCAAGUACACGCACCAUUUCGUACAGAUGUUGCUGAUCAUGUGGCAGCGGGGCAACAAGGACGGCCAGGGCAGGGUGACUCUGCGGCCCUGGGCAAAGGAGUUCAUCGACACGGUGUUUGAGCUCAACGACCCGCUAUCCACGAAGCUGAAGAGCGCGUACGACAACAAGCUCACAGACACGCAGGCAAGGCUCACAGUAUACAUCCAAGGGGGGGACAACCCGGCGGCGGAGGGGGCCCUGGAGUCCAAGUCCUCAGGCUGGCUCCGGGACCAGCAGCAGAGCCAAGUGCAGGUGGCGGAUGAGGAGAAGGCCAAACAGGCGUACAUCCGCCAGCUACUGAGGAUCUUUAUCGGCAACAACUUGCUGAUUCACCGCUGGCCCGUGUACCUGGCGGCGCACCUGUGGGUGUUUCUGGACGGUGCCUUCAAUACCUACUGGCAGCGCCUGGAGGCCUUGUACUACCGGAAAAAGGCCAGGAGGCUCGGGCUGCAGAUGAGCCUAGCCAAGAAGGCGCGCUCCGGGACCAUUGAUGCAGCAGUGCUGGCAUUUCCCAUCUUGGGCCUGCUGCAAUCCGACGGCGGCGACAUCCUGACGGCGCUUGUGCACGCCGAUGCGCCAUCAUCCUGGUUCCACUACGCCAUUGUACGGGCAAUGUACGGCCUCCACUGGAGCAACUUUGGGCGGGUGAUGGUGUACCUAAAUGCCGCCGUGCAGCUGCAGUUGGCGUCCGUGUUCCUCACGUUCUUUCUACUGGUGCUCAACUACCCGCCGCUGGCCAACGGCACCGAGGAGGAUCUGGGGAGGAUGAACAGCAUUCCGAUCAUCCAGGGUGUGCUGUGUGUGGCCGUGGUGCUCAGCACGAGCAUGCUCAUAGAAAGGCUCCUGGAGGCCCGUGUCCCCCAGCUCGGUACCUGGGUGUCCUUUGGCCGUCGUCUGGAGCUGUGCUGCCAUGGCAUGGUGUGGACCGUGGCGCUGAUCGUGUGGCGGGGGCGCUCCACCGACCUGGUGCCCGCCCUGAGCGGCCUGACCAUGUUGCUGUUCGUGGCACGGCUGACGUUGUUUGGACUCAUUACCGAGAAGCUCAGCACGGCGGUGUUGGCGCUUCUGGAAAUCCUGAGCGACUCUAGGUACUUCUUCCUGCUGAUCGCACUGGUGUACGGCGGUUUCGUACUGGCGGUGGCGGGUCUGCGUCAGCAGACCGAGCACCGGCCUGCCAUCUACACGUCCCAGCUAUUCACGGUCUUGCUGGGGGACUUCCAGAGCUCCCAGCUGGCGGACGACGAGGAGCGCAGUGUGUGGCGCUUCCCGGAGUUUUCUCUGGUCCUGUUGUCGUUCUACGCAAUGCUGAUGCUGAUUGUGUUCAUGAACCUGUUGAUUGCCACCAUGAACGACACCUACGAUCGAGUCAAGGAAUUCCGCGAGGUCGAGGUGAUGCGACUGCGCUCACACAUGAUGGUGUUCGUGAAGGACUUCAUCAGGCGGAAGGGAAGAAAGGAGCUGGCGCCGCUCAACGGCGACGUGCUGCACCUGCUGCUGCGCCCCGAGGAAGUGAAGUCGGGGCGAUGGCUGGCCCAGAGCGGCAGUGAACCCUCCGAGUACUCGGCCUGGGCGGGUCGCAUCACCUACAUGCGAUCCACCAUUGUGCGGGAGGUGGAGGCGGUGAUGCGUAGUCACGCAGAGAAGGCAACGGAGCAGCUGGGGGCUAUUCAGCAGCGCCUGGAAAAAUUGGAGGGAAAUGCCGUGGCCGCUGCGGCGGCGGCAGCUGCAGCGACGGCGGCCCCUGCGGCGGCCGGCGAGCAGUUUGCCGCGUUGGAACACCGCCUUGGGGAGAUGCAUCGGGGUCUGGAGGCGCUGCUGUCCCGGCACAGUGCUGGUGGGAAAGUGCGCGAGGAGGGAGCGUGCCUCACCCUAGUCGUGCCGUACUGGACGGCCCAACCUUGGUGGCAACAGUUGAUGGAGUUGGCGGUUGACCUUGUGUUCCUGCCGUCGAAUACGGAGCUGUUUGCGCCGGGCGAGGGUGACACCUCGGUUCCGGAGCCAGCUCUAGUAAACCUCACGGUCAUCUCAGUGGCCGCCAGCCGCCAUUCCGCCAUUGCGACUGCCGAUGGCGUGGUUUGGACCAUGGGACACAACGACUCAAAGGGCGGCGGCGGCCAUGGAAGUCCUCCGUUGGAUGCUUCAGGGCAACUGGGUCGUGCCGGGACCAAGGAGCCUGGUCCCGUGGAAGGUCCCCUGCGCGGCAAGUUUGUGGUGCAGGUGGUGACGGGGCGUUACCACACCAUGGCCGUCACUGAGGAUGGGGAGCUCUACUCCUGGGGCCUCAACGACUGGGGGCAGCUGGGCCGGCCCGCGGUGGGAGCCACGUCGGAGUCGGACCCCACACCCUGCACCGCGGGGCCAAGCUGCCACUCGGGGAUCCCCGGCCUGGUGUCCCUACCUGGCGGCGUCCGCGUGGUGGGUGCUGCUGCCGGUCGCUAUGUGAGUAUGGCGGUGGACGACUCAGGACGGUUGUACACUUGGGGACAUGAUGGAUGCUCCAACGGCGGAAAGCUGCCUGAGCGGAAUGAGGCCUACAAGCCGAAACUGGUCAGCGGAGAACUGGCAGCCAAGCGCGUGGUUGCAUUCGACGCGGGCUACGUGUUCUGGAUUGCUGCUACGGCGGAGGGCGAGGUGUACACGUGCAACUCGCAGGACGAUGGGUACGCGGGCACGCUGUCCAGUCGGAGGGCACCGAACAAUGCCGGUGAACUGGGCCGCGGAGGAGACCCGCUGGUGCCAGGACGAGUGGAGGGCGGGUUGGUGGGGAAAAAGGUUGAGGCUGUCGCUGCGGGCCGCGAGCACGCCGUGGUGUCGACUGCUGACGGCAAGGUGUUCACGUGGGGCAGCCGGGAUCUGCUGAUGGGCCGCAAGGGGAACUCCAGGGAGCCCGGACAAGCGCUGGGUGCUCUGGGGGCCGAUAACAUCCGCUUCGUGUCAGCGGGAGAGUACCACAGCGGUGCGGCCUCCGAGACCACUUUGUACGGCUGGGGCAGCAACGGCUACUUCUGCACUGGAGUGGGACGCGGCAACCCCGUACAGGGCGUCAUCGCCCUCGGCGGCUGGCAGGUCCAGGCCAUGGUGGGGGGCUUCCAACAUGGCCUCGCCAUCGCCGCGAACAAGGGGGGACGCUGGGAAGUUAUGGGCCACGGUCGCCAAAUGGCGCGAAGGGCGGUGAGCAGGAACUUGGGCGGGGGCCGCAGCGCCUUUCAGUUGCACUCCAUGACCGCGGGCGCCUUGAGCUCUCUGGCUUCGGCGACACAGGUCGCGUCCUCCGUUGCAGUGACAGGGAUAGGGACAGCGGUGGCGACGGCGGCCAGCAGGCCGGCCGGCGGUGGCGGUGAUGGCGGCGAUGCUGCCGUGGCGCCAGCGAGGCCCGUGGCAGCUUUGCUGCAAGCAGUCGACACCUCGGCACCCGACUACCACACCCGCUACCUGGCACCGCAGCUACACCCCAUCGAACUCAACGCCUCGGAGCAUUGGCGGCGCUACGUUCGCUCUCCGCGCUUUGAGUUGAUCCAGGUUGUCGGGGCGUGUUGGCGGAUGGCAGGGGAGCGCCUCCGCUGCAUUCCCUUCUACCACAUCCUGGGGGUCUCGAAAUGCGGCACCACCGACCUCUACCACCGCCUUUCCAAGCACGCAUUGCUGUUCAAGUCAAGAAAUAAGGCGAGAUGCGGUGGGAUGGGGCCCCACUGGUGGGACGAGUGCAUCCACCCGCCUGUCGGGCCCUGCACCGCCCCGCCAAAUGGUGACUUUGACGGCUACGUGGAGCUCUUCGCGGACGCAGCCGAGAAGAUCCGCAACAUCCCUGACGGCAUCACGGGGGAGGCCUCCUCCAACACCUUCACUUCAGCUGCUGGAGUGUAUCUGCGUGGGCCCUCCUGGGACCGCAACACCACCGUGACGAUGCCGGAGCUGAUGCGGGAGGCAAGUCCCUUCCUCAGGAACAUCAUCAUCUUCCGCAACCCAGUCGACAGAUACUACUCGGCAUUCUACUACUACAGGCGUUGGGACAGGACUCAGGCCCCACCGGGCCCCGACGAAUUCCAUGACGCUGCGGAAAAGGAGAUUGCGGCGUGGCGCUCCUGCACGGACCAGAAAGACCUUAAGUACUGUGUGCGGCAUUACCACCCCCAACAGCUGGUCAAAGGCAUGUACUCCGAGUUCAUUAUGGACUGGCUGGCUCACUGGCCCCGAGACCAGUUGCUGUUCCUGCGCAACGAGGACUACAGCGCGGCUACUCGGGUGCACUUGGAGGCCGUGUUUCAGUUCCUGGAUGUGCGGAGGCCAACAGAGGAUGAGUGGUUCAAGAUUGUGGGCAUGGAGACUCGCAACAAGAACAGCGACAAGUACCAGAAGAUGCUGCCAGAGACCAGGACCAUGCUCGAGGAGUUUUACCGGCCUUUCAACGAGCGCUUAUCGGAGAUCCUGGGCGACGACAGGUGGCUCUGGAGGGAUUCUCCAGGGACAACCACCUCUUCCGCUGCUGCCAGCACCUCGUAG